CUGCCCUGAUUGGUUUAGCUGUUGGCCCAGAGCCCACAGGGCGUCUGUAUAAAACUCCCCCGGUGCUGAAAGCCCGAGUCAGACAACAAGAGAGACUCUGAGACCCACAGUGAGCUAACAGGAAGACUGACUUCACUCUAACCUGCUGCAACUGAGAGCGCUGAAACAUGUGUAAAGGAUUAGCUGCCUUGCCCCAAACCUGCCUGGAAAGGGCAAAGGAGAUCAAGUCGAAGUUGGGAGUUUUACUGCAGAAGCCAGAAAAUGCCAUCGACCUCAUCAUCCCAUACCCUGAGAAGGUCGAGAAGAAGCCGGAGAAGCUGCAGAAGCCUACUCCAGAGGAGGCAGCUCAGUGGCGUGAGGGUCUGGACCGAGUCCUGAACAACAGCUAUGGUCUGAAUUCUUUCCGUAGCUUCCUUCAGUCUGAGUUCAGUGAGGAGAAUAUUGAGUUCUGGAUGGCCUGUGAGGACUUCAAGAAGACCAAGAACCCCAUGAAGAUGUCCACCAAAGCCAAGAAGAUCUAUGAGGACUUCAUCCAGUCUGAGGGACCCAGAGAGGUGAACAUUGACCACUUCACCAAGGAUGUGACCCUGAGAAACCUGGUGGAUCUCUCCUCUGUGACCUUUGACCUGGCCCAAAAGAGGAUCUACGCCCUGAUGGAGAAAGACUCCUUUGGUCGCUUCCUGCGGUCUGAGCAGUACCAGGAGCUCCUGGUCAACUAAGAAGGAGAGGAGCCUGAGGAGCUGGGUCGGGGGGUGGGGGAGGUUUCAAACUGCAGUUACUUAAUAUGAAAACAAAUCCUUAACUUAAACACUCCUAAUAAACUACUUUUGUGUAAAACGGUCUGAGAAUCCAAGACUUUUAUUUGACCAGAAACCAAAUUAUAUGAUGAAUUCAACUACAGAAAGACUGCCUUUUGAAAUUACCCCACCUCGCCAACAGCAAACACACCAACACACAAAUAUUCAUGAUCAUUUUUACUAGUGAGGACCUAAUAUUGAAAAACCAAUACCUAUCUUAAUGAAGUGAUCUCCCAAAAUGACUUCACUCAUUUAAAAUGGCCUUGAAAAUCUGAUUGGUUCUCACACUAAAUGUAGAAGUACAAAAACACAGAGUGAAGAUCCACAUCUAAACAGAAACCAGGGUGCCUCUAUGAAGAACAGACAAUUCAGAGUUUCAGUUUGGCCAAAAAGUCAGUUCUUUGACAGUUUAGAUACAAACUGUUUGCAAAGUCUGGUCAUGAAAUUGUCCCUCAACGUGUGCAUCAAAGUGUUGUUGUAGCUUUAGCAAACUAUCUAGACCAGUGGUUCCUAAAGUAUAAGUUGGACUCCCUGGGGCGGACGCAAGACACUGAUUGAGUGGUCAGCAAUUGCCUCAAAAGAUGAUUAAAAUUUGGAAAUGUCUGAAACUGCAUACUUUAUCCAUUACUGUUAAAUCAUUUACAAAAUUACAGUUACGUUUAAGAAAAGCAUGCUAGUGAAAAUGUGACGUUUCACCUCUUGAGGGGGCAGUUGGGGUUGCUGGUCUUUGGCACCCUAGCUUUGAGAAGUUUGGGAACCCUGGGUCUAGAAUGUCAUGUAUACAAGUACACCCUGCUGAAAGACUCCAAAACAAAGAUCAGUUCCAAUGUCAGCAAGAAGAAUAUUACUUUCUUUUAAAAAGGGGUUUCUUGUCUGACUCUGGCAGCCAAUUUACAGUUCAAGAAAGUCAAAGCAUUUCAAGACCAAUCACAUUUUUUGCUUUGUUCUACAGGGUAGCUAUUGGUUUGGAUAAGUUGCUUCAGUUCCACUUUUUUAGUGCCCGAAAUACUGAAUUCAACGCUGCAGGGAGUAAUUCCUUUAUCAUUAUACAUUCAUGUUACAACAUUCAAACUUCACUUCAUGGCACUUGACUCAAUGUUAUUGUGUUAUGCCUAAAGAAGGCCUUUCUUUAAUUUUGCAAUGAUGGAUCCACGUCAGAGUUCAACAAACUCAUCAAACUGCAAAAUGUUUCACAUUUGAACAUAUUUAAAAAAUUGUUUGACCCCAAAAAAGAUUCACCACAAAACUUAAAAAAAAAGUUUAUCCAUUGCUCUCCUUUUUUUGCCUCAGACAUGGUGACCUUUAAGUGCUUUGUGGCUUCACAUGACCACUCUAUUUUUUUAGUGUCACUUAGGCUUUGACCUUUAACAUAUUCAGUGUAUGAAGAAAAAACGAUGGGAAAAUCUUAACCCAAGACAGUUACACGGUUUGAUAUCAGUGGAUUCAUUGAAUAAUAUCCUGCAAGGAGCAAUGGUUUGUCGUUUCAAUAAAAUGACCUGUAACAUAGCCUUGUUAACCCUUUAACAGCGUCAACACUUAAAACAAGACUACCAAAGACUCUCCUUUUCUCUCCUCUACUCUCUCACACUCACAUAAAGUAACUUUGGAUUUUCACCAAACCUCCUUUUUAAUUAGGAUGCAUCCUGGGAGAGUCUUCUCUGAGAACUGUGCUGGCUGGUUGGCUCAGUGGUCGAGCUCCUUGGCUACCACUAAACUGCAAGUUGCUAAGAUGGGAAAACCUAGUGGGAGGGAAUCUUAUUAAAAGAAAGAAAAGAGCAAUGGUUUAAACAGAGGGAUGGUGUUUUCUUUCCAUGCGAUUAACACCAAAGUUGGAUGCAUCCAGGGUCACUUAAAAAGUCAGAACCUGGUUUUAGUGUGAAUAACACACCAGUGAAAUCAUGGGAGAUAGACCUUGCAGGUUUGCAGCAUAAGAUGAUGCUAAUCAUAGCAAGUUUAUAUUUCUAAUAUCACCAGCCACUGACAAAAUCGUACUUAAAUCCAAAAUGAAUUAACCAAAGCGUUAAGUAAAGCAACACAUGAAAUCUGUAGUCACAGUUACACUUUACGGUCUUGUUAUUGUACCGGUGAGCACUUUCAAACAAGUUAUUUUUCACUUUAACACACUGAAAAGAAAUACUGGUAUUAAACUGACUUACUCUAAGCAGGAUGGUGAGCAAGUAUAUAACCUUCAGCUGAAUGUAGCAACCUUCAAGUGUGAUUAUAUGUAGUUUUUGCUGCUUUAUAUAAAACACAAGCAGAUAUGUCUUGUCUAUUGUUAUCUAGAUAUUCAGCACUUUGUAAGUCCUUAUUGUUCACAAAAAAACAAAAAGCAAUAUUUUUUCAGUGACAUAUUUUCAAACUAUAACACUUUUUUGAAAUGUAUUACAAAAAAAGAACAUAAGAAUGAAAGGAGAAUUAGAGAUAUUUAUGGAAUAUCCACAAGGCUAAAAAGGGUUUAUAAUGGCACAGAUUGGCCAGUCUGCUGUCAAAACCUUUAAUGGCAUGCAAGUCAACUAUCAUGUCACAAUACCAUCAAUAAGGGCUUAACAGUGCUGAGUAUGCAUUAUCUGAUGUAGCCUUGCAUGUACGUUUUGGAGUGGUUCACAUAAAAAUAUAUAUGCACACAAUUCCUGAAGAUGUAUUUAUUUUUACAUGUAAAUACCAGCUAUUUGCAAGCAAUUGUGUCAAAGUUAUUCUUAAAUACAACACUGGAGUCCCUGAUUCUUUGACAGAGUCUUUGCCAGAUCUCCAUAUAGAGUGUUUUUACUAUUAUAAAAGAGGAAACGCUU
Molecule: messenger RNA, 3586 nt
Organism: Notolabrus celidotus (New Zealand spotty)
Lineage: Eukaryota; Metazoa; Chordata; Actinopteri; Labriformes; Labridae
Product: regulator of G-protein signaling 5-like
Exons: 5
Coding region: 168-719 (183 amino acids)
Source: RefSeq, a predicted model, not a curated record